AUGGAGACUGCAGAGAUGCUGAGCGAUUCUAAUACUUCCAUCAAGCUGACAAAGUUGGAGCUGCUGGAGGAGUUGAACCUUAGUGGGAAUAAGCUAAAGACAAUCCCCUCCACUGUGGCCAACUGCAAGAGACUGCACACCCUGAUCGCUCACUCCAACCACAUCAGCGUCUUCCCAGAGAUACUCAACCUGCCAGAGAUCAAGUUGGUGGAUCUAAGCUGUAACGAGCUGACAGAGAUUCUCUUGCCUGAUUCGCUGUCCCCAACUCUCCAAGAACUGGACCUGAGUGGGAACACCAACCUCAUCCUGGAGCACAAGACCCUCAACAUUUUUAGCCAUAUUGCCACUCUGAAACUGGAUCAGAAGCCUUUGAUGUCGGCAGCAGAGUCCAUGGGCUCCCCGACGCUUUGGAACCAUGGAUACUCUGAAAUGACCGGCCAGAGGAACAAGCUAUGUGUGUCUGUGCUGGCAGUGGAUAGUUUCGGGGACAGCGUGGAGGCAGCUUAUGGGAUCUUCGACGGAGAUCGCAAUGAGGAGGUCCCACGUCUGCUGCAGUGCACCAUGGGAGAUGUGCUGUCAGAGGAGAUCCAGCACUCUAGCAUUGACACUGUCUAUAUGAGCAACACCUUCCUCAGCUCACAUCGGAAACUGGGAAUGGCUGGUCAGAAGCUGGGGGCUUCAGCCCUUCUCUGCUACAUCCAACACAAUGCUGGUGACCCUGGCAGCUAUUUCAGCCUGACCUUGGCCAAUGUGGGCACGUGCCAAGCCGUGCUGUGCCGGGAUGGGCAACCCCUGCCACUCUCCAGGGUCUUCAGCCUAGAGCAAAGCGCCGAGGAGACAGAGCGGGUCAAACUGAGCAAGGCCAUCAUUACAGAGGACAACAAGGUGAGCGGAGUGACGUGUUGCUCCCGCCUGCUGGGCUGCUCCUACCUGUCUCCCUGGGUUCUCCCUAAACCCUGGGUGCAGACCGAGCCCCUGUGUGCCCAGGACGAGUUCCUGAUUCUGGGGAACCGGGCCCUGUUCGAGCGGAUCUCCUACCAAGAGGCUGUGUGCACCGUGCAGGCGGUCCGAGACCCGCGGGCUGCUGCUAAAAAGCUGUGCACCCUGGCCCAGAGCUAUGGUUGCCGGGACAAUGUGGGCGCCGUUGUGGUGUCCCUUCAUAUCGGGGAGGACAGCUGCACCUGUGAGCUCCCCCUGGCUACUGCAGCGGGCGGAGGAGGAGGGAGGAUCUAUCCCACUGCUAUGCUUCUGGGGGAUCCUGCAACCCCUUCCACUAGCAGCGGCAUAGCAUCAGAGUUCAACAGCGAAAUGUCUGCCUCAGAGGUAGGGAGUGAGGCUGGGUCGAUCGCCUCAGACGAAAACCCUGUUGCUGGACUAGCCUCCAGACCAGAGCGCCGAUGCAGCCUCCAUCCGACAGUUUGUGCAAUUGGAGGAUUUGGAGGUGCAGGCAACAAUCUGGGGCUGUUUCAGAGGCAGCCCUCCUGCGCCACCUUCUCCAGUAACCAGUCAGACAACGGGCUGGACAGUGACGACGAGGCCCCACUAGAUGGCGUCAUUACCAAUGGGAGCAAGCUGGAAGUGGAGGUGGAUAUCCACUGCUGUGCGUUCCGGCUGAAGGGUGGAGCUCCCGAGGGGAAUGGGGGGCAGGAGUCUGUAGAGGAGCGGCGAGGGUUCGCACUCCGGCUCUCGGAGGACAUAGGCAGCUGUGUCACAGCAGGGUUUGGGUGCAGGAUGCGUCGUCAAAACAGUGUGGUGGUGGCUGCUAACGGCUGCCUCCACACUGUGAGCAGUAAAGAGACUUCGGAUCUUCAAAAGUCCCUGUCCACCUCCAGUCUGUUUGGGAAGAAGCUGUCUAACGGCUCAGUGGUCACGGUAGAGGAGAGCCACAACCUCAUUGAAGUUGCCCUGGAGGCCCCCAAGAAGAAGUCAGGAUACUUUGCUGCCCCUGCCCAGCAGGACCCCGAGGACCAAUUGGUGGUGCCGCCUGGUUUAGAACGGGAUGUUCGGGAGCAGCUGAGACAUCCCAAUCCAAACCCUGGCCCCGCACCCGCUCAACCAGCUCCCAUCACGGGAGACCCAGACUGGGAUCAUCCCCAUCUAAAUAGCCAAAAGCAGCAGCUGCAGCAGCCUUGGGAUGACAGCGCCCUUGUACUACAGCAGGAGGUGUAUGACACAGCACUAUAGGGGGCAGCCAAACACACACAGAAAGAGACUGUGUGACACUCAAUGCUGGGCAGUUCUACUGUGUGUCAUUCCAGUCCAAGGUUUUGUUGCAAUCAGGUUUUUGUUGUUAGUGCUUCCAGUGCCAUAUAUUUUGGUAAAAAAUUAAGGAUGGGGGCCAAGACCAGAAUGAGUGCAAUUACCAAAGUGAUAAAUGUGUCAGAUUUUACGUGUUUCCUGAUGGAAAAAGUGUGCCACAGAUAAAAUGGUAUAAGAUGUGAGUGUGAUAUUUUGCGCUGUAGAAUAUUUGUGGCUGGGUUCAAAUAAAAACCUGCACUGGAAUGGCCCCAUGGUGAUAGAUUUGGCCAUCAAUGAUUGUCACUUCACCCGCAAAGAUGGAAGGAGAGUAUAUGAAAGUAUAGAAGGGUUGCCUUUGUACAAUAAAGUAGUAAGUCAUUCCUACAAUGUUGUCAAAGAUGACCUAGGCAGAACAGCCCAGGCUAUAGCAAGGCUGUCUGGGGAAAGACAAAUUUUAUUUAUGGAACUCUGUGUGGGGUGGAUUAAAAAGCUUUACUUAAACCAUAGCACUAGAAACCCUUUAAUAUUCAAAUAAAAAUACUCUGACAACUUUUAACUGUUUGAGAAAAUAAAUCUUAAAGCAUAGAGAUGUUAAUAUAUUAAAUUCAUAGUAUAUUUUUACCUACUGAUGCAAGAAAGGUGUAUUAGUACUGUAUGUAAAUUGUGAUAAGGGUACGCAUGGUAUUAAGAAAAUAUUUUAAGAUGUACACAUUUCAUAUGUAUUAGUUCAUGUCUUUAGUAAUUAUCAUUUUAAGUAGAGAGGAUGGAGAGAAUGUCCCACAUUUACUAUAAGAUACUGCGAAAGGAGUAUACAAAACCCAAAGCCAUUGAUUAUUUGUGUAUACAGUACCCAAAGGGCUGGUUUUUCAAAAUUUGUAAUCUGGAUCAAAGUGUUCCGGAUUUUGUAAUCUAUAUUUCUUGAUCGAGAUUCCUUUAAAAAAAAAAAAAAAAAAAAAAAAAAAAAAAAAAAAUAAUCAUAAUUAAAAUUCAUAAUCAUAAUUAUUUGCUUAAUCUUAAUACAGCAGUGACAUUUUCUCUAAAGCCGGAUCAGAACGAUCCAGAUAAAAGUAAUCUCGAUCACAAAAUAUAGUGGAUUCCAAAAUCCAGGACACUUUGAUCCAAGGUACAGGUUUUGAAAAACCAGCCACAGGGGUGUGAGAGAAUGGCUUUUUUAAUGCAAAUAUAAAACUGAGCAACAGUGACAUCUACUGGCAAGAUGCAUGCAUCACUGGGAUUGCUGGGGAUUCUUUUGCUCCUUGACAAUGAUAUUUUACACAGAUCUUAAAGUGAAAGUUCACAUACCCUUGUAAUUAUCAGAUUACGAGAAUUUUUUUUCUGUGACAGCAAAAAGAAUUGGGUUUUAGAAGUGCAGCGUUCCACAGGGUUUUAAGAAUAAUUGUAAAUAUUGAAUGUAGUGAUGCUGGUACAGUUAGAACGGAGUACCAGUAGACCAUGUGAAGCACUGUUCUGUGUUGGAACUAGUUCCAAGAGCAUGAUUGUGGGACACCGCAGUUUUAAAAGAAAGGGCUGGAUCCUUGAUAAAUUGUCCUAGCCAGAUUUACUGUCAUCCAUAUAUAGUUACUGUAAACCCCUUUAUGACUGGCCUCUCUUUUAUCUUACAGUAUAUUCAGUAACCCUUUCUAAGUGUGGUGGUAUCAAUCAAAUACCUCUCUCAACUCCUGCACGUUUCCAUUGAGAUGGUAUGUGCAAAUUCAACAUAAUGUCGGGUAUAUGAAAAAAGCAUUGUUAAACUGUAAUGUGAUGCAGUAUUCAUAGCCACUACUGCAAUCGUGUGAAGAGUGACAGAAUUGCACUGCAUGUGAGUGAUCUGCAUAUACAGGCUGCCGUUCAUAGAGCUCACUGACACUUGAGUUUGAGACGGUCUGAAAUUUGUCAGUCUGUCCAUAAACCUGACUGAAAGUGGUUUAUUUGUUAUUUAUAUACCGAUAGAACAUUUGAAACAGAUAAUCCAUUUUAUAAGGUGUAACAAAGGUCCUAUAUCUAUCAAACUUCGGGGUUAACAAUUUCACGACUCAGAUCGCUGUCAGUGUUCGUUGCUUGUUCUCAUUAACUAUUAUCGGUACACAAAAAUAAGGAGGUGUUAAUAUCCAAACUAAAGUGUUUACAUUUUUUUUUUAUAUCAUCUCCAUUAUGAAUAGAUUAUAAAAUAACAUUAUUUUAAGAUGCUGUUAUUUGAGUAUCAUCGUGUUUCAUAAACAGCCUACGAGUGUGGAUUUGUCAGUGAUUGGAUGUGGGUUUAGUCUAGAACACCUCUCUGUACUUUGAUAUCAUGAACAAUUUAGAGUACAUAACUGAGGACAGCGAUUUUAUUUUUGUUAAUGCAUGAGAUCAAACACUGUCGAAGCACUUUGUAUAUAUUUUAAUUUUAUAUAUAUAUAUAUAUAUAUAUAUAUAUAUAUAUAUAUAUAUAUAUAUAUAUAUAUAUAUAAAUCAAAUAUUUAUACAAAUGCACAUUAAGAUUGUUGUGGCUUUUAUUGGUCACUUAGAUUUGCUAAAUCUUCUCUAAGAGAAAGCAGCCAAUCAAGCUAAUGUUUACUGUAAAUGAGCCAAUUGUUUGUUGUUUUUUUAUUGUGUACAUGUGUGUAUUUGCACAUGGAUUGCAUUUUCUCCAGUGCGGUUUACUGUAAUACUCAAUAAAGAAACUGUCGUGUUGGUAUUCCCCAUUGUUCUCUUGAACAGUUCUCAUUCUAUAUAGGGACAAGAUGGGGCAAGCUGCAAAAAGUUUGACUUAUUCCAAAUUGAAAGUCUGGAAGAAAAAGGUUCAUUUUCUAUAAAAGUAACCCUGUAAUAUAGAGGGUGUCUGUCAUUUGUAUAUUCAGAAUUUAUACACCGUGGCCUAGAACUAUGGAGAUAUUUGGGGAGGGGAGGCAUUUAGAUUGCUUCUUGUUUACUGUCAAGUUCUAUCUCAUUUAAUUGUACCAAAAAGAUUACAUGCGUUCAUGCUUUCUGCAAAUCAAUAUCCUAAAUUUAAUGUGGUAGAAAAGUGAAGUAAGUAAAAAAACAAACAAAAAAAACAGAAAAUCAUUGUAGCUAAUCAGGAACAUAUGAUAAAAGUAACAUGCAUAAAGUUUAAUGGAAUACUGUGAAUUUUAAGUUAGAAGUUAUCCUUCUAUAGUUGAAGUCCACUUCCUACGUUUUGAACUUCAGGCCUGUACAAACUGUACAGGAUAUAAUGUGCCCUAUAACCACACAUGUGAAAAGUACAAUUCUUGAAUAAGAAACAAUAUAGUAUAUAUACUCUGUGCAUAUAUGCUUUUAACAUACAGGAGCUUCAGAGCGGUUUUAAAAUGGGGGGGGGGGGGGGGGAAUGUACUUGUUGUUUGUGUACAAUUAUAAAAAAAUGUUUAAAAAUAAAAGCUAUAUUGCAUCUUAAAAACAGUGCUUAAACAGUGACCAAAGUUGUUCAAUUUUGUUUUUUUGUAGAGAUGCUUAAAUAUUUUUUUUCUGUAAGCCAACAAAGUUGAGGAUUAUUUUUGUACUUCACGAUCUCAUACAGGUGUAUAGGUCCACUUCUUUAGCUGAAUGUAGGGUUUAAUUAAGUUGAGGAAAUGUUUAGGUGAUAUGUGUUUUUAUCAAGCUGAACUUCCUAAGUGCUGAAGCGAUGAUUUUUUUUUUUUUUUUUUUUUUUUAAUACACAUUUUUUUAAUAUAUUGUGAUCCAUCUUGGUAAGUAACUUCAGGUUUAAGUUUUCUCAUUAUUUGUUGUUCAUAUGAAAUUCUAAUUAUUAAUGUAUUUAAUGUUUCAGGCAUGUCAUACAUGUGAUUAAUUUGUACAAAGUUUAUGUUUAUAUUAUAAGAAGGUAUUGUUUUAAAUAACUGAAGCAUACAAGAUAUUUUUAUGUUUUUAUAUUUUAGCAUGCAGAUAUACUGCUUAAUAUAUUUGUCUUCUGUAUUGGGUGCCAUUCGUUUACAGAAUUUUUUUUUUUUUUUUUUUAAGAAAUUGAGAGCAUUGCUGUUCCACAGCCUGGAUUUGCUUUCCUUGUGUCUGGGGAGCAGAUGAUGGAUCAUGA
Molecule: messenger RNA, 6268 nt
Organism: Polyodon spathula (Mississippi paddlefish)
Lineage: Eukaryota; Metazoa; Chordata; Actinopteri; Acipenseriformes; Polyodontidae
Product: PH domain leucine-rich repeat-containing protein phosphatase 2-like
Exons: 7
Coding region: 1-2184 (727 amino acids)
Biological process (GO): protein dephosphorylation
Cellular component (GO): nucleus; cytosol
Molecular function (GO): protein binding; protein serine/threonine phosphatase activity
Source: RefSeq, a predicted model, not a curated record